CUGAUGUAUACACAUAUUCUGAUAAGAACGCAAUUUACCGUUUGUUGAUUGCAAAAAACGUUAAUUUUUGAGUUAAAAAAUGCCUUAAACGACGGAUCAAAAGUGCCAUGUGAACUAACUGAGUGCCAUAAUGUGUGAGAAUGGAGCACAAAUCAAAAACCAGCCCAGUAUCUUAAGAGGACCGUAACAAAGCCGAAUCUAGUCCAAGAGAAUUUGCAGCACGACUAACUACCACCCACACCCACACACCCUCCCACACACAAUGUCAAACGAUGUGCAAAUAGCAGCAGACGCCAAGAUUGGGAUCGAGGUGCACCGGCGGAAUGACAAACAGCAGCAGCCACACCAGCGGGAGGUCACAGGAAUCUCGAAGAAUGCUGCUGGCAGCGUCGUUGGCGAAGACAUUGAAUAUGUUUUUGGCAGCAUAUCGCCGCGGGGAGGCUGCACCAAUGCCAAGCACCUAGUGGGCACCUACGAGCCGGAGUCGCCGGAGCUCACGCCACGCGACACUACCGAAAGUGACAUCAAUAUUUCGAGCUGCUCCACGCUGGACAUUGUCAAUAAAGUGGAGCAAUUGUCGGUGCAGCAGCUGGAGAACCGUGUCCGCGAGCUGACACAGCGCUUGCAGCAGGCGGAGCGCCAAUUGUCGGAGAGCAAUGCGGAGAGGGAAAUGUGCCACAAGCGUUUGGAGGUGGUCAGUCAGGCGCACGAAUGUCGCAUCACAGAGAUGCACUGCGUCAUUGCGGAGCUGAGCAAAAAACUGCGCUCCAAGCAGGAUCAUAUCAUAGUCGAGGAGCAGGAGCCCGAGGGCAGUGAGCUGAGCUAUCAGGAUGGUUCUGUGUACAACUCGGAACUGAAUCUGACCAAUCCAGAUGAAGAGUGUCAGACGGAGCCACUGGAAGAUCUCUACAGCGCUGCUAGCGUGGAUAAAAUCGGCCUUAAGCCACAGGAGCUGGGCAACAAAGGACAGCUGGACGCUCUGCAGGAAGAAGUUUUGCAUUUGAGGGCUAAGAUCGCCUUGCUCCAGUCAGAGAUUGCUACCAAGGAUGCGGCUGUCGUUGAAGAGCAGACCAAGGUGGACUUUUUUGCCUGUGAACAAGAGGCCAACGAGAGUGGACAGCGACUUAACGAUCUGAAUGCUUGUGUUUCUCUGACCAGCCCACAGAAGCGAGUGCCUGCCGUGCCCAAAAUGGCCGAACGGGUUAAAUUGCGCUGCGCCAGCAAGAACGAACAAGACGAAGAACCAACCAGCGAUGCACACACGGAGCUGAGCAACGAGCACAUCAACUUAGUGGAGCAUUUGGUUAGCGAACUGAAGGAACAAAACUCUUUCAUGGACAGCGUCAUGGAGCCGAUGCACCUGAGCAAAGAUCUGGAGCCACAUCAGCGUAAAAUGGAGUAUCUGAAGAUGCGAAACACAAUUCUGGCCAUGACGCUGGACGAGUCGAAAGAGCACACCGAACAUUUGUACUUGCUGUGCGGCAAAUACGAGUCGAAUGCGGUGGCCCUUCAGUUGGCGCUCAACUGCAGCGAUCGCGCCAUCGAGGCCUAUGAUGUCAUGCUGGCACUGUUGGAGACCAAGUUGGCGCUUCUGAGCGAUAAAUCAGCGGCAGCGGAGGAGAGCCGCCGUUCGGUUGAGGCGGUGGCCAAGCAUCUGUUGGCUCGCCUGGACAGCGAGAAGAAUGUGUGCGAGAACAGUCUGGGCCCAUGGCAGCACAAUAUAAAUCUGGGAGCAGAUGAUGACCCGAAGAGUGCCCGGCCAUGGUGUACCGACGAUGACAAUCGUCUGCGCAAUCACGUCUCGAAGCUCAAGGGGCGCCGCUCGACGGUGCAGCAUACAAUUGUCAAUCUGGAAUCACCGUUCAGCGAUGUAUACGAACGGAAGCGUCUGGCCUUGGAGAAGGGGCACGAGUACAAGAAGUCGCCCAUCGAUUUAGAUACGGCCGUCAUCAUGCAGGAGCUGCUCGAGUUGCAGGACGAGAAUAUGGAACUAAAGACCAAAAUAAAUGAAGCUGAGCAGGAUCGACAGCAUUCCAAAGAGCGAGUGGCCAUACUGCACGUUGCCCUCCAGCAGCUGCAGCUGGCGAAUCGAGUCUCCUACUCGGAGGCCGAGCAUUCAGCGGUCACCGAGCAACAGUUGGUCGAGGCCCUAACCCGCGAAACAGAACUAAAGGGUCGCCUCCAGACGCUUCUGGCCAACUUUACGUCCUCGCAACGAGCCUCCGAGGAGAAGUACGAGGAGCUGCAACAGAGCGUACGCGAGCUGCAGCAGUCGAACCACAAUUUGGGACAAAUGUUGGAGGCCAGCAGGCGCAAGUAUCAGGCGAGGGUAAAUAAACUGGAGCAGAGGAUUGCAGACUUGCGGCUGGACCAUGAGCAAUGCAACAAGCAUGUUCCUGAGACAACGCUGUAGAUGUAAGGAUGUCUUUAUACUGACUGUCACCCAAAGAAGUGGAUGGUGGAUGAGCGGGGGCUGUGCACUAAGAACCUUUCUCUACCCGAUCAUAUCGCUUCUGCUACCGCUAUUCCCACCAUUAUCCGAGGCACCGCCCGCUCCGCAUCCAUCCCCUCUCGGGUGUCGCGUCAGGACCAAGGACAGUAUCACGAAUGUGCCAUGCGACUAACUUGUAGCCGGUGGCUAGGCCCCGCGGCGGAUCAGGCUGGAUAAACUACAUACAUAUUUACGUAAACAUAUAAACAUGGUGCCAUGGGAACUAAGCUCCAAGUUGAAUCUUAUUUGAGCUGGGAGCUGGCUUCUGGGCGCCACAAAGCAAUUACAUAUACACAUACAUACGAUUAGACAAAACGAAACAAAGAAGUUACUCACGACGACGCGUACACGGGAAUCCUAUAUUUAUACAACGUAUUCGAAUUAUGCUGCUUGUUAUAUGAACUCUAUAUGUAUUUAAACUUGUACAAAUUAUAUGUCUACUGAAUCUAGUA
Molecule: messenger RNA, 2943 nt
Organism: Drosophila obscura
Lineage: Eukaryota; Metazoa; Arthropoda; Insecta; Diptera; Drosophilidae
Product: colorectal mutant cancer protein
Exons: 7
Coding region: 263-2413 (716 amino acids)
Source: RefSeq, a predicted model, not a curated record